Molecule: messenger RNA, 2189 nt
Organism: Hordeum vulgare subsp. vulgare (domesticated barley)
Lineage: Eukaryota; Viridiplantae; Streptophyta; Magnoliopsida; Poales; Poaceae
Product: proline-rich protein 36-like
Exons: 1
Coding region: 323-1768 (481 amino acids)
Source: RefSeq, a predicted model, not a curated record
UGCGUGAGCAGAUCUGCCUUGUCGCGGCGUGAUCGAAACGCAACGUCGCGCACACAAUUAUCACUGCCGCUUGCUCCAUGCAUGCAGAGGCAGCGUGCCUCUCUCGGCGUUCGUUUGUCCGUUAACGCAACGCUCAGACAAAAACAACACCGAUUUUCCUUCAUCAGAUUCAUUCAGACACAAAGAUUGUGAGAGGUGUAGCACUGUACCACUACCAUUAGUCGAGUAGCGCCACCAACCUACGCACUGUUAAAAAUGAACAUUAACCGCGGAUUAAUUCCCCGUCUCCAAGAGGGGUCGGGCCCACGCGUCGGCCCCUCAGAUGGCCGCCUGGGCCCGGCCUGUCAGGAAAAUUACCGUGGCAGGUUAUAUAUACGCGCGGCUUUACCCGGACGUCCCUGUCUCGGCAUUUCCCUUCUCACCAACUCCACACCCGCAGCCAAGUACAGUGACCAGUGUACUGCCCGCUCCCUCCCUCCCUCCUGGCCCUGCCGACCUUGGAUGCGCCAUGGCGUCCGCCGUCGCCAGCAGCAUGCCCGCCGCGGCCCCCGCCGCCGUCUCCUACGGCUGGCUCGGCCCGCGCCUCUCCUUCAGCCGGGAGGCACCUUUGGCCGUGGCGGCGGAUCACGGCAAGGCCUUGUCGCUGGAGAAGCCGGAUCAGCCUGCCCCGGCCGCGGCGUCCAAGGAGUUCAUCGACUUCGAGUUCAGCUUCGGCGGGUCGGCGACCAUGCUCCCCGCCGACGAGCUGUUCGCGGACGGGAAGCUGCUGCCGCUCCGGCCGCCGCAGCCCGCGUCCGUGGCGGCGCCGGAGGCUGAGCGGGAGCGGGAGAGUGUGCUGGCGGAGAUCCCGGCGACGCCUGAGCUGGUGAAGACCCACCGCCCUUCCGUGGCCGAGCCGUUCGACCCCUACGUGUUCUCCCCCAAGGCGCCGACGUGCUCGAGCCGCUGGCGGGAGCUGCUCCGGCUGAGGAAGGUCCAGACCCCGCAGAAGCCGUCUGCGUCGCCGUCGCCUCCGCAGUCUCCUUCGCCGGUGCCUGCGACUCCGUCAAGGGCGUCUAGCUCGUCGGCGGCCAGGUCCCUCAAGCUGCUCCUCCUCCAGCGGAACGGCGGCCGCGCGUCGGACCUCUCCGUGGCGCCGCUCCUCCGCGACAGCUCCGACUCGGAGGCGUCCCUCUCCCUCGCCUCCUCCCGCUUCUCCAUGUCGUCGUCGUCCUCCUCCUCCGCCCACGACCACGACGACUUCCCGCGCCACUCCAUCGACUCGGUCGACCUCACCCCGAAGCCAAGAAUCCGGCUCGUCCGCUCCCAACCCCAGCGCCAUUGCCACCCGCCCGCCUCCGCGCCACCCCAGCGCCAUUACCACCCUCCCGCCUCCGCCCCGCCGCGCGCCGCCCACAGCCCUGCCCGUCGCCGCGCCGCCACCCCGCCGCCGCCGUCCGUGGCCUCGGUGGACUCCCCGCGCAUGAACUCCUCCGGCAAGAUCGUGUUCCAGGGGCUCGAGCGCAGCUCCAGCUCCCCCGCCGGCAGCGUCCACUCCAGCCUCCGGUCCCGCUCGCGCGUGAUGGACCGGUCAUACUCCACGCCGGUGGUGCUCAACGUGCCCGUCUGCUCGCGGCCGUCGUUCGGGUUCUUCAAGGACAAGAAGGAGACGGCAGCCAAGGACGCCGCCGCGCGGCUGCGGUCGUCGCUCGGCCGGAAGGCCGCCCAUCCCACCGCCACCGCCGGCGGAAGCAGCGUGAGCGGUAGAGAUCUUGGCACCAGCAAAUGAAACUGACCUUGUUUUGACUAAGCUAGCUAGGUUUAGCGGUAGAGCAAGUAGCCUCCAUUAGGUAAUACAGUACUACUACUACUAGGCAGCAUUUCCUUUGCCAAAGAAAAGGGAACGAAAAAGAUUUUCGAGAGAGAUAGCUAGUUUGGAUUUGGAGUGAACAAGAGAUCCCAAGAUCGACGAGAAACAAACCGCGACCUCUGAUUUUUUGUGGUUGUCUUGAGGAGAAGCUGGCUAAUAAGCUAGAGCCCCGCGCAUUUUGCUCCUCGCCCCUGUAAAUUCUGUCUAAUGUGUUUCGCCAUCCUUUUCCCUCUCAACUUUGUGUUUUGUUUCCCCAAGUAUGCACAUUCGAUCCCGAGUUUGUUCUGAACUCCAACCAAUACUGUAUUAGGAGAAAAGAUAUGACAGAGAUUUCUGAAAA